CACAUCUGUGUACAAACGCAAUCGAUAUUAUAGUAGCUACUGGCGACGAUGAUGUCAAGGAUGCAAUUGGCACUGAUGUUAGGAGUUGAAAGUAAGCACUGCUACCUGCAUGCUGAUAACUCCACAUGAGAAAAUUGGAUAUCGCGGCAUAUCCACCGGCGAUUGGGUAUAUCCAUACAACUAGUCCGCAGAAAUGCGAUGAUUCACUAUCUUCCUUAAUAACUAGUCCGUUGGACAAAAAAACGGGAUCUUCCUUAUUGCCAGACACUCAAACUUGUGCUGUGUCUGAUCACUAA
Messenger RNA from Periconia digitata, 296 nucleotides. The record is from the annotation of a GenBank genome assembly. NCBI's taxonomy places the organism in Eukaryota, Fungi, Ascomycota, Dothideomycetes, Pleosporales, Periconiaceae.